AUGGCUUCCUGGUCCUCACUGACCUCCUUCCUUAGGUUGGCCAGUGGCCAGUGGUUUCGCGUCGUCGUCACCAGCUGCGCGUUCUUCCCUUUCCGUCGACGACUGUUACCGAACCGCUGUCUCGGUGCAACUGCACUGUUACGCCGACACAUAUCUUGUUCAACCGUUUCGAUGCUGCGACGGCGCAGCCUUAAGCCCAAGCCGGACCUCAAACGCCACAAGUCAACCUCAUCGGCGGCACAGGGUGUCAUUCUCGAGCAUCUCGAUCCCGUGCUAGCACACCGGGAUGCUCAUAUUGCGGCCUGGGAGGCUUGCGCGAGAGCCCAAAACCGGACGAUGGCCGAGAUACCACUGUUCCCCAUGACUCCUCAGUCCUCUCCCCAGCAUCGGCCGUCAGAGUUGACCGCUGCUGGCCAGGAUAGCCGUGAUCGGGGUGACGCGCAAGACCUCCGUCGUCGUCAGAGCGUUCGUUUUAUGGGACCAUGCUCAACCCAGACGGCUAUUCGAGGGCCACAUGCUUCUGGUAGUUCCAAGGACAGGAACCGCGACUCAACAGACACACAAGAGGGAGGUCAUGAAAUAAGCAACCAGCCAACCAACGAGGAUCAAAACGAGAAAGCACCUAGUCCCCCCAGCAGAGUGCCACCACCAGUUCCCUUACCCCAUAUCGCCGCUGGCUACCUAGAUGCCCUCGCCGCUGCCGAAGAGUACUACACCCCUCAGGACGACAUAGCAUCCGCCCCAUCCUCGUAUCGCCGUCUUUACAGAUCCAGGUCCAUGUUCACCGAUUCUCCGGGCAACAAGUCCGUAAAGUUGAAACCGCCUCCUCCCUUAGCGUCUCGCAGGUUCUUCCGCUCAGACCCCAGUGAUGUCAAGCCUCCGCACGAUGAUACGGCCCCUGCUCUGAGAACUCCCAAGUCAAUGAGCUUUCUAAGUAGCCGGAGAUCUCAGUCUAGAUUUAAUACAAAUCGGGACCGGACUGCCCUGGAGCCAACCCCCUCUAGCUUGUCUGGGGUCCCCGAAAAUGCAUCAUUGAUCACCGAGAAAAGCAUGCCACGUCUCAGGUACAAAUCUUCGAUAUUCUUCGGUUCCUUGAGUCACCAAGCUGGUCCAAAAAUGCACCACAAAACUCUCCGCGGCAGCAGCUUUACGGAAGACCUAGGAAAACCAAGUUCUACCCCUCAUAGCCACUCGGAACAGUCAAGUACGCUAAGACUAAGGGCCAGAAAUGUCUCUCGAUCACUUAGGAUCAAGCUAAAGGGCCUGUUUUCUGGCGCCAAAUCCGAAGACGGAGCCGGGUCGAUUCCCUGCCAACACAUUGAGGCCCAGCGAAGUCAUGUUACACCCAUCCGUACUUCGAGCGCGGACGACAAGUCACCGAUUGAUGGAGGUGACGAACUCACACGCAGCCCUUUGGCAAGGGUGUCCACCUUUCGAAUGGUGCCGCCGGAGCUUGGGCAUACCAGCAAAGCAAGCAGGGAGAGUUUGACGAACGAGCAAGACCGCAUCGUAUCAGAUGGCUCGUCACUCACAAGCUGGGUGCACUCCGGGCCAAGCACACUCACAAGCCAGGAACAGCAACAAUGGAGGGAAUGGGAGAAGCAGCGCCUCUCCGUUAUUAGAGAGAACGGCGCCCAUGCCCCAUCACCCUCUAUCCGGAGGCGCGUACUCGGUCCGGGAGUUUUCCAACCUCCUGACAGAGCUGCCAAGGUCCCAGUCGCUGGUGGUCCGAUGGUGGACAGUCAACGAAUUUAUUCUGCCCUCGUCAAACGCAUGCAGGCCACAAACACCGAAACCGCUCAGAGCCGUGGACCUGAACGUUUGGCGUUGGCUGGUGAGGAAGUUGGGGAACACUGUGAUAAAACACCAGACACCAUUCGACAUGUCAUCCCCGAGCGAAAGUAUCUGAUGGCAUCCCGCGACAUUCAUACCCCAACACGAUCAUCAAAGAAAGCAAGUUUGUCUCGCAAGCCCAACCACGAGAAUGAAGAAGUCGACAACCGUCAUGCCGUGAGCUACGGCUCUCCGUCUGGUCACCAAGGCAGACGCAAUGUCGAUUUCACCGACGAGCGACCCGCAUCUGCUACGGCCGAGGUUGCAAGUCUUUAUAAGGGGUCCCAACUAGAGACGGAAAUGGACAGCAAUAACAUAAUGAUCCAACAGAGCGCUCGUCUAGACUGGUCGAGGGUUUCUGGCAGUCCCGCAUCACACCUCUUCAGGGCGGGAAGCCCCUACCGCCGUGCGCUUAGAAAGUCGAUGGAAGAGGAACAAAACGCUUGGGCACAGAGUUCGGUCAACGAGCGUGACUCGGACACCGGGACUCAAGUUCACCACGCGAGUGACGGAGGCAACGUCCCCGAGACCGACUCCGACUCGGCCAAGGAUCUCGAUUACUCCGAGAGUGUCUACUCCUCGGACGAGGUGGCAAACAGAAACAGCGCGGCAAACACUCCAGCCAUGUACCGCCCAGGGGGGCGUCGCGAGACUUCAACGGUCAGCUCAGUAGACUGGAAGACCUGGCUGUCAGCCAACGUGGACAAACUCGAGCCCGCUCCGUCCCCAUGCAAGCCAUCAUCGCACGCAGAACGCGCCCUACCAGCCAUAUCCCGGAAGUUACACACCACUGCCGCCAACCGCUUCCCAUCUCUCCGCGGCCACAUCCGUGAACAGGCCCAGAUCGACGACGACGACCGUGACCGUGUUCGUGACUACAACAACGAGAAUGUCCGCUCAGGCGAUGCAGACGACGUCUUCCAGUCCACCCCGACCCAGAAACCCGUCCGUAAAACCACACCAUCCACCACAACACUGCCAUCCACCACAGCAGCAACACCCCUCAGCCCAGUCCCCGUCCAACCCAACAUCACCACCAACCCCUCCCCACUCCGCCACUCCCUAUCCGCCAACAAACGUGCCACGCCCCCUACGCAUCCCAGCCGCAACAACUACGAACGCGGCGCAGAAGUGGGAGGUUGUGGUGGUGGAGGCAACAGGUCGCUGCUGGUAGAAAACGAGAGCCCAACCCGCGCACCACCGCCCCCGCCGCCAAUACCGCCUAGGAGCAAGAUGCGGCCGGAGCCGUUGCGCAUUGUGCGGGCGAGUCCGGGGCCGGUGGGAGGUUACGGUCUUCACCACCAUCAGCAGCAGCAGCACCACGGCCUGGGGUAG
Molecule: messenger RNA, 3168 nt
Organism: Chaetomium globosum CBS 148.51
Lineage: Eukaryota; Fungi; Ascomycota; Sordariomycetes; Sordariales; Chaetomiaceae
Exons: 2
Coding region: 1-3168 (1055 amino acids)
Source: RefSeq, a predicted model, not a curated record